UCUACAUCCACUUAAAAAGAUUCAAACGUUUUGUUCAAAAAUUCUCCAAAACUUACGACAUGUGUUAUGCCAUGCGGCAGAUACUACGAAACACAGGAAAUUUGUUUAUCUCUUUUUACUAUUAAGUCUCAUCUUGCAACCAAAGACCAAACUCAUCUUCUCUACCUAAAGUAACCAUGUUGUGUCUUCAAGCUUCUUUCUGUAUCUCUCUUAUUAGCUUUUAUAUAUCACUUCUCAGCUUUGUCAAUCUAAACUCAGCUUCGGAUUCAAACUCUGGUCUCUGCACUCUUUACCCAUGUAACCAACCGCCUCAACCGCCUUCUUCUACAGGCUACUCUCCAUAUGGUAAUCCUCCGCCGCCGCCUCCCUCUACAGGCUACUCUCCAUAUGGUAAUCCUCCUCCACCGCCUUCACCGCCACGUUCUCGCUGCCCUCCUGUUCCUCCGACAGGCUGUUGCAACCAACCACCACCUUCUACGUAUUAUUCUCCUCCUUAUCCUUACUUUUAUACUCCUCCUUAUCCUUACGGUACUCUGGGCGGAGGAGCAAGCGGUGGCGGGCAAGGAGGAGGAGGUGGAACCGGAGCAGCGGUGGCUCACUAUUCUUCUUCUUCCGUGACGGUUUAUGUUUUGAUGAUUGUCGUAUCGUGUGCUUUUGUUGGCUUCUAGGGCAUGCAUAGGUUUUGAUAAAAUAUUUAGAUCUAUCAAAAGCCACCUUCUUUUCUGUUAUUAUCUCAGAGUUUUUGCAGUGUAAGUUCGAAUAAAAAUAAGGGUGUUUUUCAAAACCAACCCAUAUUUUCAAGUCAAAUCCAAAACCAACCCCCUUUUUUUUGUCCAUACUAUUCAUCAAUAAAAUUUCCAUACAAUC
Molecule: messenger RNA, 867 nt
Organism: Brassica napus (rape)
Lineage: Eukaryota; Viridiplantae; Streptophyta; Magnoliopsida; Brassicales; Brassicaceae
Product: formin-like protein 14
Exons: 1
Coding region: 177-668 (163 amino acids)
Source: RefSeq, a predicted model, not a curated record